Molecule: messenger RNA, 2668 nt
Organism: Chelonoidis abingdonii (Abingdon island giant tortoise)
Lineage: Eukaryota; Metazoa; Chordata; Testudines; Testudinidae
Gene: NPFFR1
Product: neuropeptide FF receptor 1
Biological process (GO): cellular response to hormone stimulus; G protein-coupled receptor signaling pathway
Cellular component (GO): plasma membrane
Molecular function (GO): peptide binding; neuropeptide receptor activity
Source: RefSeq, a predicted model, not a curated record
UAACAACGCGUGCUUCAUUCUCCAGCUGAACUGGAAACAGCUCCACAAGCUCAGCUUGCAACUCUGAUGGUGGGAAGAAAUUUUUGGAGCUGUUUGAGUGAGAGGGCUGGAGCAUUUUGAGAUGUCUUAAUCCCGUAACAAAGACUGUAUCAAAGGGACUGAGCAUUAGGAAGCAUUUCAACAGGUGUCUUUGCAAAAGGAUUCUGAUUCUUCCCUCCCCCUUCCGUCUCCCCAGAAAAACAUGUUUGGAAUAGCAGCAAAUUCAGUAUCCACCAAAUCUCCAGCCUGGACUCCAGUCAUCCUUAACUAAUAACCCCAUUGCUUUAACGAAGUCCUCACACUUGACUGUCUUCUUGGACUUGGACAAAAAUAUUACCUCCCUUCAUCUCCUUCCUUAGAAAUGGAGUAGACUGCCCAGAGGAUUGAGAACCCUUGAAAUUUAUGGGAAUUUUAUGAAAGAAAAAAUGCUACAAUUCUGCAGGUAUCUUUCGUGAGUUAUCCGGAAGCUCUGAGAACCUGAGGAGAGUGGCUGUGUACAGGAGGACUCAAACUAGCAGUGGAUCAAGAUAGCAUUCAUCACCACAGCAGAGUUGCUGCUCCCUCUCUGAUAGCAGGAGGCUGCAGCUAGAUAAAGAGAAACAUUAAGGAGUGGCUCUGAUCUCAAGACUCCAGUUUACUUGCAAACAAUACAACACUCCAAUAUACUGAAGCAAGAAUCGGGGUCAGGCUGUGUCAUGGAAGGUGACACUUGUCUCCCCUCCAACUGCAGCUCACCAUACUCCAAGAAUGACAGCAGAAAUCGUGUCUUCAGGGAGAAGUAUACUUUUUCGUCUUACUAUCAGCACUCCUCCCCCAUAGCUGCCAUGUUCAUCCUGGCCUACAUCUUCAUCUUCCUGAUGUGCAUGAUUGGCAAUAUGCUGGUAGGCGUCAUCGUGCUGAAGAAUCGGCAGAUGCGGACCGUCACCAACAUGUUCAUUCUCAACCUGGCCAUCAGUGAUCUGCUGGUGGGCAUCUUCUGUAUGCCAACCACCCUAGUGGAUAACCUGAUCACAGGUUGGCCAUUUGACAACGCCAUGUGUAAAAUGAGUGGAUUGGUGCAGGGGAUGUCAGUCUCAUCUUCAGUUUUCACUCUGGUGGCUAUUGCAGUGGAAAGGUUUCGUUGCAUUGUUUACCCCUUCAGACAGAAACUGACUCUGAGGAAAGCCCUAAUCACCAUAGUUAUCAUUUGGGUCUUGGCCUUGAUAAUCAUGUGCCCCUCUGCAGUCACCUUGACAGUCAUCAGGGAUGAAUAUCAUUUCAUGGUGGAUGCAUACAACAAUUCCUACCCGCUCUACUCCUGCUGGGAGGCAUGGCCUGACAAGGGAAUGCGAAAGAUCUACACAACCGUACUCUUUUCUCACAUUUAUGUGGCUCCUCUUACCUUAAUUGUGAUCAUGUAUGCACGUAUCGCUUUCAAACUUUUCAAGUCCUCUGCACCCAUAGGAGGCUCCCAGUCAGAGGAGAAUGAGGGGAGGAGGGUCUCCAAGAGGAAAGUCAAGGUUAUCAACAUGUUGAUAAUAGUGGCAUUGUUCUUCACUCUCUCCUGGUUGCCCCUGUGGACUUUAAUGCUUCUGACAGAUUAUGGAAACCUAACAGAGUACCAGCUCAACGUGAUCACAGUUUAUAUUUUUCCAUUUGCCCAUUGGCUGGCAUUCUUCAACAGCAGCAUCAACCCAAUCAUCUAUGGGUAUUUCAAUGAGAACUUCCGAAGAGGGUUUCAGGAGGCUUUCAAGGUCCAGCUCUGCUAUGUGGAGAACAAGCACAAGGAUACUUAUUCAGAAAGGAACAAUACUGGAUUCCUUUUUGGAGCACGAAACCGCAUUUUUGUUGAAGCGCACCCUAGUGAUUCAGUGCAACCCUCCCAGUCCGGACAAAGUAACCUCCCGAGAAUUGGGUUAUUUCCACUGAGGAAUGGGCGUAUUGCUCACCAUGGGCUGAUGGUGGAGGACUUGGACAAUACAGGUUGUUCUCACAACAACGUCAGUGUCCCAGCUUGGGAUGUCUAAGACUACUGCAUAUCAGGCCCCCAUAGUUGAUGGCCUUUUUAGUGGACAACCCUGAAGAUCUGUGAACCAUAACAUUUGAAAUUCUCUGAGGAGUAAAUUAUUUACAAUGAUGGACAUCUAGACUAAAAGUUAUUCAAUUACAAGGACUAAAUCGCUAAAGGUUUAGAUGUUAUACAUGGUACUACAGUUACAAAGCAAAAGAGAAGGCUUUAUGUUCAAGUUUCCAGAUCUAUUAUUGUCUCCUAGACUUUCAUGUGAAUUAAGGAAUGGUUUAUGGAGGGAUUUUUAGGAUCCAGGCCCAUGAUGAGAGUGGACCCAGGCAUAGCAGUUAUUCAGUGGCAUAGCAGAUGGUGGUGGUAAUGCAGUGCACAGCUGACUGUUACUUGUUGGCUACCUUAUGGAGUCGACUCAAGCUGGCUGGGCUACUUGAAAGAAAGAUCGAAGACUUGGUAUUGGGAGAAAGAUAAAAGUUCAGACAGGAAUGGGGGGAUAAAUAGGCAGUAUAUAACAAUGAAUCUCUGAACUGGAAAUAGAUAAUUAUUGGGAAAAAUCACAUACACCACAUGGGAGCCAGGUCUAGACCCUUGAUCGUUCAGCUCAAAAAACAAACCAACCAACCUGGC